This is a messenger RNA of Labrus bergylta (ballan wrasse), 3847 nucleotides long. NCBI's taxonomy places the organism in Eukaryota, Metazoa, Chordata, Actinopteri, Labriformes, Labridae. The record is from RefSeq and is a predicted model, not a curated record.
AGUCAACGACACAUCCACCACAAACAUUCAGAGACAAACCUUAACCUGCUGACUGAGAGAGACCUCCUGCAGCUCUGAGCAGGAGGGAAAAUCCAAAGACAGAAAGCGGAGGAGAAUCGACCUGACGAAGCUGACGGAGAUCUGCAUUUAGAUUGCCGAUUAAUCUGAUCGUUUUUUUUAUUUUUUUAAACAAUCAGCUGCAGUUCAACAAAAUAACCCGCCUCUAUCAGCUCGUCUGUCCAGAGAAGCUCAAAGUGUCCAGCAUCUUUCUUUCUUUUCCUUCCCUCCUCCCUAACGACCUGAGGAGGAUUUAUUAGCCGUCUAACCGCGGCGAUGUCUCCCUCCCUCCUCCUCGUCCUCCUCCUGGCUGCUCCCGCCCUCCUGACCCCAUUGACCUCCCAGGAGUUAGAGGUCAGAGGUCAAAGGCCACCCAGGGACACCAAGCAGGACUCCAUCAAGGUGGUGAUCUCCGAGGGAUGCAGCACUCAGGGGGAUUCAUCCGACGUCAGCCAGGGAGGUAGAGAAAUCGACCUGACCCCCGGCUCCCCUCUGGUCCUUACCCAUAAGAUCAAACUGGUUACAUCCGAUUCUGGUUCGGGGUCUGGAUCCUGCGGUUGUGAGACGGACUUUGCUGCCUUGCGGGAGCGUCUGGAGAGGCUGGAGAGGGAGGUGUCGUCUCUGAGGGAGAAAUGUGGCGGAGCUGAGGGCGGCUGCUGCACCUCCAAGGAGAGCAAAGGCGCAGGUUGCUCCAUCAAACCAGACACCGGCGAGUGUCCAAACGAGUGCAACGAUCAGGGUCGCUGCGUGGACGGAAAGUGUGUCUGCUUCCCUGGUUUCAGCGGACCGGACUGUGGUCAGUCCAACUGCCCCGGAAACUGCGACAACAAAGGAAAGUGUGUGAACGGUCAGUGUGUGUGUGAUCCUGGUUUCAGCGGCCCUGACUGCUCGCAGGGAGGCUGCCCGGACAACUGCAACAACAGGGGGCGCUGUGUUAAUGGACAGUGUGUGUGCGACAGCGGCUUCACCGGCCCCAGUUGCUCUGAUAAAUCCUGUCCUGGAAAUUGCAACAACAGGGGGCGCUGCAUCAAUGGGCAAUGUGCGUGUAAUCCUGGAUUCGCCCCGCCUGAUUGCUCCAAAAGGGCGUGUCCGGAUAACUGCAACAACCAGGGCAGGUGUGUGAACGGUAAAUGCGUGUGUGACAACGGCUUCACUGGUGAAGACUGCUCUGAGACUUCCUGCCCUGGAAACUGCAACAACAGGGGGCGCUGCGUUAACGGACAGUGCGUUUGUGACGGGGGAUUCACAGGUGAAGACUGCUCCGAGACUUCCUGCCCUGGAAACUGCAACAACAGGGGGCGCUGCGUUAACGGACAGUGCGUUUGUGACGGGGGAUUCACAGGUGAAGACUGCUCUGACAAAGCUUGUCCCAACAACUGCAGCAACCGCGGGAAGUGCGUGAACGGGAAAUGUGUUUGUGACGUUGGCUUUGCCGGGCCGGACUGCGCUGCCAAAGGCUGUCCCAAUAACUGCAGCAACAAAGGGCGGUGCGUCAAAGGAAGGUGUGUCUGCAGGCGGGGGUUCACGGGACCAGACUGCAGCCAGUGUGAGGAGGGGAUGACCGGACCUAACUGUGAUACGGUCAUGUCUGGAGUCUCUCAGCUGAGCACUCGUGAUGUCACUGAGUCGUCCGUCACUCUCGUUUGGAAUCCGCCUCCCAUCCAGUAUGAGACCUACUACAUCACCUUCACCAGCCAGAAAGAGAGCGACCAGCAGAUCAAGGUGCAGGUGGACGGCAGCGUGAACACCUUCACGCAGACGGGACUGGCGGCGGGUCAGGAGUACACCAUCAGCAUCACCGGAGAGAUCGAUGGCAGGAGAGGGGCUGAGAGCUCGGCUGAAUUCAUGACCCUCAUCUCUGGUCCGUCCAACCUCCACGUUGUCAAGACGACCACGACAUCAGCAGUCCUCCAAUGGGAGCAGUCGCAUGGUGAGAUCGACAGGUACCGUUUGACCAUCACACCUAACGAUGGAGCGGGAAGCAGUAAGGAACUCACCUUCCCGCCCAGCCAAGACUCCGCCCACAUCCAGGAUCUAGAGGCGGGGCGAUUGUACGACGUCACACUCGUGGCGGAGAAGGGCACGAGUCAAAGUGGACCAGCAUUCACCCAGGUUACUCCAGCUCGCUCCUUCCAGUUUGAGAACCUUCCUCCUCAGACCGACUACACCGUGACGUUGCUUGGAAAGGGUCCUGGCAUCCUGUCCAGACUGCACAAGCUCGUCAUCAGUACAGCUCUGGCCCGGAGCCUCCCCACUGACAUAGUCUUCAGCGAGUUGACCGAUAACUCUCUGACUGUGUCGUGGACCAAACCAAAGUCUUCCAUCAGUGGCUUCAAGGUGACCUACACCCACAAGGAGGAAGGUGAGCCAGUGUCGGUGACUGUGGACUCAGGUGACUCCACUUUAGGACUUUCUCAGCUCUCACCUGGUUCCACCUACGAGGUCAGCAUCAUCUCUGUGCUUGGUUUGGACGAGAGCGAUCCAUUAAAAGACUUUGUCACAACUUUACCUGACCCCCCUACAGACCUCAGAGCCGUAAAUGUCACAGACACCAAAGCCUUGUUAUUGUGGCGACCAGCAUUGGCCGCCGUUGACAAGUACGCCAUUGUUUACGGCUCUGGAACGGACUCAGAAUUGAGGAUCUCAGUGUCUGGAAACGCAGCAGAACACAGGCUGAGCGGCCUUGAGGCAUCCACCACCUACACCGUCACCAUAACCAGCCAGCUGGGCAACAAGGAGAGCUCAGAGGCCACCACCAGUUUCACUACCACCGGAGGUUCUGGGGGACAUGGGGAUAAUCCUCGAGACCUCCAGGCUAGCAACGUGACCCCUCGCACCGCUCUGUUGUCAUGGAAACCCCCCUCAAAACCCGUUGGAAGCUACAGACUGACAUAUCAGACCGAAGAUCAGGAAAUGAAGGAGUUGAUUGUAGAUGCAGCAGUAACUCAGUUCAACCUGACCAGACUUCAUCCUGGGUCCAAGUACAAGGUGCAGCUGCAGGCAGCGGAGGGAGGACAUUACUCUGCUGCCAUCUUUACUGAGUUCACCACUGGCACCCUGAGGUUCCCCUUCCCCACAGACUGCUCUCAGGAGCUGCUUAACGGCAUCAAGACAUCAGGGGAGGUUGAGAUCUUCCCUCAGGGGAAACUCGGGACAUCGAUGAUGGUUUACUGCGACAUGGAGACAGACGGAGGGGGCUGGAUAGUCUUCCAGAGGAGAAAGGACGGCUCGGUGGAUUUCUUCAGAGGCUGGAAGGAUUACCAGAAAGGGUUUGGGGAUCUGAGUGGAGAGUUCUGGCUGGGUCUUGAUAGCCUCCACAACCUGACCUCGUUUACCAAGAUGAAUCUGCGAGUCGAUCUGCGAGACAUAGAUGAGUCAGUGUUUGCUAAAUACUCAACCUUUGAAGUGGCGAAAAGGAACUACAAACUGACUGUGGGCGGAUACAGCGGCACUGCAGGCGACUCUCUCACUUAUCACAACAGCCGGUUCUUCUCCACCAAAGACCGCGACCCAACGCCGUUCAUCACCCGCUGUGCCAUGUCAUACCGAGGAGGCUGGUGGUACAAGAACUGCCACGAGGCCAACCUCAAUGGCCUCUACGGCAUUGACGUCAAACACCAGGGUAUUAUCUGGACCAGCUGGAAAGGGAAAGAGCACUCCAUCUCGUUCACUGAGAUGAAGAUGAGACCGACGGCCUUCAGAGGAUGAAGAGGAGGAGAAUGAACUGCUAAACACAACACAUGCAUGGACGGCAGUGUGUUUAAACAUGUGCAAACACACACACACACAC